Erigeron canadensis is the source of this 3034-nucleotide messenger RNA. RefSeq names its product pentatricopeptide repeat-containing protein At3g06920. Gene Ontology annotation, molecular function: protein binding. The record is from RefSeq and is a predicted model, not a curated record. The transcript is spliced from 3 exons. NCBI's taxonomy places the organism in Eukaryota, Viridiplantae, Streptophyta, Magnoliopsida, Asterales, Asteraceae. The coding region runs from base 233 to 2938 and encodes 901 amino acids.
UUUUUCAGCCCAAUCUCCAUAACACUCUUUGGAUACAAAAUCACAACCACCACAAACGACCACCGGAUUUCUUGACCUCCGCCGUAGCUAAAUCACCACCACCAAAUUUCCCGGCCAUUUCAAAUCUCAAUUUCAUCACCUGACUAACAAGCCCAUUUCUAGUAUCAUGAGUGCUUGGAAUUGGAAUCAGACUAUUGUAGAGGAGGAUAUGUAGAAGCAACUGAAUUCAAGGAUGAGAGCUCUUGUUACCGGCCGAGGUAAGUUAUGCCACAAUAGUUCAAAGUGCUUUGACAUUGCCGAUCUGUGUGUGAAGUUACUAUGCUCAUAUAAUGGGCCACUUGAUCUCCAUAGAAGAUCUGUUUCUGUUUCUUCUAUUGGUGGAAGUGAUCAAGAACAUAUUAUAAGAUUAGAGGAAAGAAGGAAAGUAGUUGAUUCUGUGUGCCAGAUUUUAGAGGGUGGUCAAUGGGGGACGCCGUUAGAGAAUGCAUUGUCUAACUGCAAUGAAAGUGCACAGAGUGAUCUUGUCAUUUCUGUUUUAAGGAAGUUAAAGGAUGUGAAUCUUGCGGUAAACUAUUUUAAAUGGGCCGAGAGGAAAACCAAUCAACCACAUUGUCCUGAAGCAUACAAUUCCCUUCUCAUGGUGAUGGCAAUAAGUAAGAAGUUUGACCAGAUUCAGCAAGUUUUUGAAGAAAUGAGUCUUGCGGGUUUUGGUCCGUCUAAUACAGCAUGUAUUGAGUUAGUUGUAAGCUGUGUUAAAAGUCAUAAACUAAAAGAAGCUUAUGAUAUGAUUCAACUAAUGAGAAGGUUUAAGUUUCGGCCUGCAUUCUCAGCUUACACAACUCUGAUAGGAGCUCUUUCUACAGUUCAUGAACCUGAUCUCAUUCUCACACUUUUUCACCAGAUGCAGGAUCUCGGUUAUGAAGUACAUGUGCAUCUAUUCACGACUUUAAUCCGUGUAUUUGCCAGAGAGGGUCGGGUAGAUGCUGCUCUUUCUUUAUUGGAUGAAAUGAGAAGCAAAUCUGUUGACGGUGAUAUUGUUCUGUAUAAUGUCUGUAUAGACUGUUUUGGUAAGGCGGGAAAGGUGGACAUGGCUUGGAAAUUCUUUCAUGAAAUGCGAGCUCAUGGUAUCAUGCCCGAUGAUGUCACAUAUACUAGCAUGAUAGGUGUUCUCUGCAAAGCUAAUAAACUUAGUGAAGCAAUUGAUCUAUUUGAUGAAAUGGAGCGUCACAAGAAAGUCCCAUGUGCGUACGCUUAUAACACCAUGAUCAUGGGUUAUGGAAUGGCCGGAAAAUUUGAUGAAGCUUUUCAAUUACUCGAGAGGCAAAAACUAAAGGGUUCAAUUCCAAGUGUGGUCGCAUACAACUGCAUUCUAACUUGUCUUGGAAAGAAAGGGAAAGUAGAUGAAGCUUUGCAGUUAUUUGAGGAUAUGAAAAAAGAUGCGACACCUAAUCUAUCCACAUAUAAUAUUCUUAUAGAUAAUCUUUGCAAGGCUCGUAAGCUUGACGUUGCUUUAAAGAUACAAGAAUCCAUGAAAGAAGCCGGUUUAUAUCCUAAUAUCUUAACCGUGAACAUAAUGAUUGAUCGACUGUGCAAGUUUCAACAACUUGAUGAAGCAUGCUCGAUAUUUGAAAAUAUAGAUCAUAAAGUUUGCCCCCCAACUGAUUACACUUAUUGCUCUCUUAUAGAGGGAUUAGGUAGACACAACAGAGUUGAUGAUGCUUACAAACUAUAUGAGCGAAUGUUGGAAGCUGGUGUGACUCCAAACGCUGUUGUCUACACGUCUCUCAUUAGAAGCUUUUUUAAGUUAGGAAGAAAGGAAGAUGGUCAUAAGAUUUAUAAACAAAUGGUUCGUGGUGGAAUUGUUCCAGAUCUGACCCUUUUAAAUACGUACAUGGAUUGUGUUUUUAAAGCUGGUGAAACGGAUAAAGGUCGAGCUGUAUUUGAAGAAAUCAAGAAUUACGGUGUUGUACCGGAUGCUAGAAGCUACUCGAUACUAAUUCACGGAUUAAUAAAAGCAGGUUUUGCCCGUGAAACCAAUAAGUUAUUCAAUGAAAUGAAGAAACAAGGAUGUGUUAUGGAUACUCUUGCUUAUAACACAGUUAUCGAUGGAUUUUGCAAAACUGGUCAAGUAAACAAAGCUUACCAGCUUUUGGAAGAAAUGAAGGUAAAGGGACAUCCACCUACUGUAGUUACUUACGGGUCAGUUAUUGACGGGCUUGCGAAAAUUGACCGGCUUGAUGAAGCUUACAUGCUUUUUGAAGAAGCUAAAUGUAAAGGUGUUCAGUUAAAUGUAGUUGUGUAUAGUAGUCUAGUUGACGGGUUUGGGAAAGUAGGUAGAAUUGACGAAGCAUAUUUAAUUAUGGAAGAGUUGAUGCAGACAGGGUUGACACCGAAUGUAUACACAUGGAAUUGCAUGCUUGAUGCGCUAGUGAAAGCAGAGGAAAUUGAUGAAGCCUUAGUAUGCUUUAACUCUAUGAACGAUUUGAAGUGUACACCAAAUGCCAUUACUUAUAGUAUAAUCAUAAAUGGGCUAUGUAGAGUCAGAAAGUUCAAUAAAGCAUUUGUGUUUUGGCAAGAGAUGCAGAAGCUAGGGCUGCAACCGAAUGUGAUUACUUAUACUACAAUGAUUUGUGGGCUUGCAAGGGCUGGUAAUGUGUUAGAGGCUACUCGUCUUUUUGACAGGUUUAUAAAAGGUGGAGGUAUUCCAGACUCAGCUUGUUAUAAUACUAUGAUUGAAGGAUUAAGUGCAUCAAAUAGGGCUAUAGAAGCUUAUUCGUUAUUCGAGGAAACUAGAUUGAAAGGGUGUCAUGUGUAUCCGAAUACUUGUGUUGUGCUGAUGGAUUCUUUGCAUAAAGCUGAAUGUCUUGAGCAGGCUGCGAUUGUGGGUGCUGUGUUGAAGGAAACGGCCAAGGCUCAGCAUGCUUCAAGAUCUAUGUAGCUAAGUCCUUUUUUUUUCUUCUCAUACUGGCUUUCUAAAUUUUGUAGUAACGUUCUUGAUCAUGUUUACCAACAGCAUGGUUGGAUCAGUGGUAAA